ACCCUGAUGAGGCAGUUGCCUAUGGUGCUGCUGUUCAGGCUACUAUCUUGAGUGGCGGAGGCAAUGAGGCGGUGCAAAGCAUGCUGCUUCUGGAUGUUUCCCCCCUGUCCCUCGGGUUGGAAAUUGCUGGUGGUGUUAUGGAUGUUUUGAUAGGAAGGAACACCACGAUUCCCACAAAAAAGGAGGGUCUGUUCUCCACCUACGCAGACAAUCAGACUGCUGUCUUGAUCAAGAUUUAUGAGGGAGAGAGAACAAGGACUAGGGAAAACAACUUACUGGGCACAUUUGAGCUCUCUGGCAUUGCUCCAGCACCCAAAGGUGUUCCUCGGAUAAAAAUAAUCUCUGACAUUGAUGCAAAUGGUAUCUUGAAUGUAUCAGCUGAGGAUGAGACCAGUGGUCAGAAGAACAGGAUCACAAUCACCAAUGACAGGGGCAGGUGGUCCAAAAAAGAAAUUCAGAAGAUGGUCCACGAUGCCGAAAGGUACAAGUCUGAAGAUGAAAAGCACAAGAAGUGGGCCGAGGCAAAGAAUGAACUGCAGAUUUUUGUCCACAACACGAGAAUAACAAUUGGGGAUGAGAAGAGAAGUUCAAAGCUGGCCACAGGUGACAAGAACAAGAUUGAAGGUGCCAUUGACCAGGCCAUGAAGUGGCUGGAUAGCAACCAACUUGCAAGGAAAGAGGAUUUCGAUGGCAAAUUGGGGGAGCUUGAGAGCAUCUGCAAUCCAAUCAUUGCGAAGAUUUAUAAGAGCGGCGGUGCUUGUAUGGGUACGUUAAUGGAAGAUGAAGUUUCUCCAUCUGAUGGUUAUGGCAUAUACGAAGAUGAAGAAUCAUCGUGUUGCGAGCCAAAACGCACAGUAGCGGGAACAUAAAUUUAAACUAAAGGUUCAGUAAUGAAACGCCAUCGUUCAUUAUUUUCAAUUAUACGCAUCAUUUGAAUAAAUAGGGAUAAUACUGUCAGCAUCAGCCUUGUCUUCAAUUCUGUUAUUGUUACUGUUACAAGAAGUCUCAUGUGACUCUUAUAACAGAUUCUAAAAUUCACACUCCUAUAAUUAUGGCACUAAAUGUAACAAGAAAGGUGUGAAAAAUAUACAAUGCAAUUAUCAUGUUUC
Messenger RNA from Populus euphratica (Euphrates poplar), 1109 nucleotides. RefSeq names its product chloroplast envelope membrane 70 kDa heat shock-related protein-like. The transcript has a single exon. The record is from RefSeq and is a predicted model, not a curated record. The coding region runs from base 81 to 869 and encodes 262 amino acids. Gene Ontology annotation, molecular function: ATP-dependent protein folding chaperone; ATP binding. NCBI's taxonomy places the organism in Eukaryota, Viridiplantae, Streptophyta, Magnoliopsida, Malpighiales, Salicaceae.